UUCUGGGUCAAAGGAAAAACGCCAAGCUCCUUCUAAUUCUUCGGCUGUUUCUUGAAGCAGAAAACAAAAUUAAGUAUAGAGAUCUUGAGCUGCUUUUUUCUUAUUUCACAAGUUUUCUUUUGGGAUUGCAAUGUCUUCACCUGCUGAAUUUUAUAACUCUCUUCCACCUAUAUGCAAAGCUUAUGGGACCGCAUGCUUAUUGGCCACUGCAGCCUUUGAGUUAAAACUAUAUAACAUUAUGCACAUUGCGUUGAUAUAUGAAUAUGUAUUCAAGCAUUUUCAGGUGUGGAGGCUAAUUACAAACUUCUUUUUCCUUGGGAAAUUCUCUAUCAAUUUUGGAAUACGCCUUUUAAUGAUAGCAAGAUAUGGAGUUCAACUAGAGAAGGGACCAUUUGAGAGGCGGACAGCUGAUUUCUUGUGGAUGAUGAUAUUUGGUGCAUUGUCAUUAUUGGUUUUGGCAGCAAUCCCAAUAUUCCAGUCUGGUUUCUUAGGGGUAUCUCUCGUUUUUAUGCUUCUUUAUGUCUGGAGUAGAGAAUUUCCAAAUGCCCAAAUCAACAUAUAUGGCCUUGUGAGACUUAAGGCAUUCUAUCUACCAUGGGCAAUGCUGGCUUUGGAUGCUAUUUUUGGUUCAUCUCCCAUCCCAGAUCUGCUAGGAAUCAUAGCUGGACAUCUAUAUUACUUCUUGACAGUGUUGCAUCCUCUUGCAACUGGAAAGGUCAUCCUGAAGACUCCUAUGUGGGUACACAAACUGGUUGCAAGGUGGAGAAUAGGAGCUCCAACCCAGCCAAGUAGUCGUGCACAGCCUGAUAGAUCCACAGGUGUGUCUUUCAGUGGAAGAUCAUAUCAACUUAGUGGAUGAUUGCUAUACUCUCUGAUAUCUCCUCAGCUAGACCAAGAAGAUUUACCUGUUAUCAUCUCAAGUCUCCACUAUGGACAACCUCGCCAUUGUUUUUCUCUCUUUUAGCGCUGACACAGAAGCAAAGUGUUUAACGACAGCUUAUAACAAGGGAUUUUCCUAGGGGUCCUGCCUAUCCAAGUUGUGAUUCCUUUUUCUUUUAUCAUUUGAUUCACUUUCCAUUAUUAAUGUAUUUCCUUAAGGGAAUUGACUUUGUGAAGAGAAUGUGCAGAGAAGAAAUUUCUGAAACAGACCAUUGGUAUAAUAUAAGUAGAUGGUUAAUAUCUGAA
This is a messenger RNA of Theobroma cacao (cacao), 1185 nucleotides long. RefSeq names its product DERLIN-1 (gene DER1). The record is from RefSeq and is a predicted model, not a curated record. Lineage: Eukaryota; Viridiplantae; Streptophyta; Magnoliopsida; Malvales; Malvaceae.